AUGCAAGGUCUCAGCUCCAAGGCGCACGCCUUUUCCGUCGAAGCGCUGGUGGGGAGACCCUGCAAGAGGAUGAAAAUGUCAGACGCUGACGCUGACGCGAGCAUCUUUGCCGGAUCAGCAGCGUGUCCGCUCGCCCAGACGAAGCAGGUGGAUUUACAGGUCACGGAGGCCGAGGCGGCCGGGUUACCGAGCAAGCCCAAAGAAAGCGAGUGCAGUCCGGAUAGAGAGGUCCGGGUCGAGCUGCAGGGCUCGGAACUCUGGAAGAGAUUCUUUGAGAUCGGCACGGAAAUGAUCAUCACCAAAGCUGGAAGGAGAAUGUUCCCAUCCGUUCGUGUCAAAGUGCGGAAUCUGGACCCAUGCCAGCAGUAUUACAUCGCAAUGGACGUCAUGCCCGUAGACUCUAAACGUUAUAGGUACGUUUACCACAGCUCGCAGUGGAUGGUGGCAGGAAACACAGACCACUCGUGCAUCUCACCGCGGCUCUACGUGCACGCAGACUCACCGUGCGCCGGAGAGACGUGGAUGCGUCAGGUGAUCAGCUUUGACCGAGUUAAACUCACCAACAACGAGAUGGACGACAAGGGGCAUAUAAUUCUACAGUCUAUGCAUAAGUACAAGCCACGCGUGCACAUCAUCCAGCAUGACACAAGGAUGGACUUGUCCCAGAUCCAGUCGCUGCCUGCUGAGGGAGUGUUCAGCUUCUCCUUCCCAGAAACCGAGUUCACCACCGUCACAGCCUAUCAGAAUCAACAGAUCACCAAAUUGAAGAUUGACAGGAACCCGUUUGCCAAGGGCUUCAGGGAUCCAGGAAGGAAUAGGGGAGUGUUGGAUGGUUUACUGGAGUCUUAUCCUUGGAGAAGCCCUCUCAGCAUGGAGUUCAAGCCAUUUGCCAUACAGCUUCAAGGCAGCCUGGGGUCCCCAACCAGCGCCACUUCCCCACUGAAGAGUUUCUUUCCCCUCUCAUCGUCAUCAUCCCUUCUUUCAUUCUCAACACUCUCCUGCCAGGACGCCGCUCUUCAAACUCUAGCGCUUCCUUUCUACGGAAAAGCUUCGACCAACCCCGCAUUGCCCAGCAGAGCCUUUUCCUCACUGGGAGCAGACAGACUCAGAGGCUUGCCAGUGUCCCCACUAACAGACCCCCCGCUCUUCUCUAUGCUGCAGGGAAAGAAACGGGAUCCGGGUCUUUCUCGAUCGAGCCCUCCCUGCUUGAUCCCCCUCCCCGGCCCGCUCAGCCCUCAAGGAUCCGCUUCCUCUCUACUGCCUCAUCUAUCAGAAAGUGCUGGCCCAUAUUGUCUUUACCGCUAUAGCUUCCCCUUGAACCCUCAACUCACAACUAUUUCCCGACACAGCAAACUAGCUGAAGACAACACAGAGGCCCUACUGCGGCAACCUUCAUGGCAUCUGGCCACCAACCACCGUCUCUGA
Phycodurus eques (leafy seadragon) is the source of this 1425-nucleotide messenger RNA. It is a transcript of the gene tbx22, whose product is annotated as T-box transcription factor 22. Gene Ontology annotation, molecular function: DNA-binding transcription factor activity, RNA polymerase II-specific; RNA polymerase II cis-regulatory region sequence-specific DNA binding. The transcript has 8 exons. Bases 1 to 1425 code for a protein of 474 amino acids. The record is from RefSeq and is a predicted model, not a curated record. Gene Ontology annotation, biological process: cell fate specification; positive regulation of DNA-templated transcription; regulation of transcription by RNA polymerase II. NCBI's taxonomy places the organism in Eukaryota, Metazoa, Chordata, Actinopteri, Syngnathiformes, Syngnathidae. Gene Ontology annotation, cellular component: nucleus.